AUGGCGGACGUGGACCAGUGGAUUGAUAUCGCAAAACAAUGUAAAUAUCUUCCAGAAAAUGACCUAAAGGUAAGUUCAAUUGAUAAAAAUGUCUUGGUAUACUCAUGGUACGUCAAAAUUUUUUUCACAAUUGGAUAUAUUCUUGUCUUCUUGUUGGUAGAAACUUUGUGACUACGUCUGCGAAUUGCUGCUUGAAGAAUCGAAUGUUCAACCGGUUUCCACGCCAGUUACUGUUUGUGGAGACAUUCAUGGACAGGUAUCCUUACGUAUUUAUUCAACAUGGAAAUUUUCAGGAUAUUUGUAUCAAUAAAAGGAGGUGCAUCGGUCUGUUCAUGGAAUACAAUAUUUGAAGAUUCAACUCAUCAAAAAUUUUGCAAUACACUAGCUCUACAAUGCAGGGAUAGUCUACUCACGUUAGGUACCUUUUUGUUUUCAAGUCUCGUCAAUAUCUAUUGUUUUGAUGAUAUAAGAUUUAAAAAGACGAGAAGAGAUGGCAAUUUUUCUCGUACGUUGUCAAGAUUUUUCAUUAUGUCCCUGCUAUGUUGGUGUAAAUACAUUUUGUUAAUUCUAUUAAUUUGACUUAAUUAGUGUCAUAGCCGACAUAAGCUGGUAUUUGAAUACUCCUGUAAAUUUGUAUAUUGCACAACCAGUCUGUGUAUGUGGUUUUGUGAAAAUGGUUAUAGAAAUUUCAUUCAGAUAUGUGAUAAACAAUAUUUAAUUAUUGGAUUUGUCAAUUCUUAUAGUUUUAUGACUUGGAGGAAUUGUUUAAAACUGGAGGACAAGUUCCAGACACAUCAUAUGUGUUUAUGGUGAGAACAUUUCAUUUUACAUAAUUAAUAUUAUCUACAUCUAGGUUUCUUAUUUAUCAAUAAUUCAUUACAAAUCCAUCCUCAAGAAUGCAAAUUAAAAAAUUCCAAAACUAGUUUUGUAAUCCUAAAAGGUAUCCUAAUGUAUCCACAAAUCUUGAAAUCUAGAGAUCCUAUCAGUAAUUUUCCCCUCCAGAGGUUACUCUCUUAAUUAUGAAUUUAUUCUGAAAAUUUUACGAUGAAUUAAGGAAAUACCUUGUGGCUGACUAGGCUGUCUUUUCUUAUCACCUGUUGGCUGUAAAAUUAACAACAUGUGGGCACUGGAUAUGAGUUGGUAAAUGGCCUACAAGGAACAUAAUCCUGAAGUUUGGAUACAGUAUUUGAAGCUUUCUUUUUAGCAUUGCAACUGUUGGUGCAAUUCUUUUCCAUAUAAGGUGACUCAGAAUCUGAGCUGAUAAACGGAGUUGAGUGAACCAAUCAGAACACUUGAAAUGCAAUAUUUAGAGUUGAGAAUUUGAUAGUGUAUUGUUAUUGUAUUGAGAAUUCACAUGUUGAAUCUCACCUCUUGGAGUUUUAUUUAGUAAUGCAGCAUUAUUAAGUCAUGCAGUGCUUUUAACAAGAUUUGAAGAAGGUGAUCAACUUGGUAAAGCACCAAUCAGAGAAUAAUGUGAAAAACAACUUCCCUCUUGUUAUCAUGUUACUUCAAUUCAGAACAAAUUGGCUUCAAACAGUUUUUGGUGUUACUUUUGUAGAUGAUCAUUAAAUAUUCAUUUCCUGUAUACUGAUUGUUAUAUUUCUGAUCAAAAUCUUUCAUUUCUGCUCCCUGAGUUUCACAUUGGUUUCUGAAAUUUGAGUCAGUAUGUUCUUGGAAACUCAAAAUCUUUUUUCGCUGGAAAUGUAUGAAAUGUAUGGUGGAAUAUGUGAUAGAAAAUAUCAAUCAUUUUUGUCAAAACUUGUUUAUAAAGGUAAGAGUUGCUUGAAAGAACUCUAGAAGAUCUCAAGGUGUGUUAGGUCUCACUUCAUGAGUUUGCUUAAAAGUUUCCAAAGCAUACCUGGCAAUUCACUACAGAAGACCCGCCAGAGCUCUGGAGGGUGGCGGGUCUUAUUGAAAGCACUGUACAUGUAGGCUAAAUUUGUUUGUAUUGAUCAUCAUUUGGAUGAAUGCCCCCCCUAAUUAUAGGUUUGGCUCUUACAAUAAGUUAUGAGAAAAAAAGAAGUUAGAUGGGAUUCACUGAACAAAGAAAGCUUGUCAGAGUUUUGAAUGAAACUGAAAAUGAAAUUGUAUCUCAUGUCACAGAUUUUCCCAUAAUUAUUCUGAGAUCCAUUUGAGGUUUUGUGAAUAUACUUAAUGAAAAAUCAGUUAUUACCCAUAAAGUUUUAUUUUCUUUGAUUUUGUUUUCUUGAAAGUGUCUAUGUGAUUUAACAUUUACAUUGAAAACAGACAUGCAGUGAAUUUUUUUUUGUUGAUAUAUUGAGUUACAUACUCUUUCCUUUAGUGAUAUAAUUUUUUUGUUUCACAGGGUGACUUUGUGGACAGAGGCUAUUAUAGCUUGGAAACAUUUACCAGGUUAUUGACUUUGAAGGCCAAGUAAGAUGUUCCUCUCUAUUUUAACUUGAAAUUGAGCUAAUGUAUAUACUGUACUUUGAGAGAGCAAACAUGAAGUAGAGAAAAGUCCUAGUCACCAGAAGCAAACAAACUUGUCUUUCAUCAUUUUUCUCCUUCUUCACCUUAUGACUUCCUGCUUGCUCUUUUGCAUGUAAUUUCAGCAAUCAACAAUUAUCAAAGAAACAUUAUUCAAGGGUGAAAAGUUUCCAAUAACCAGAAACAUUUUUAAUUCAUAUGAUAAUAGAAACCUUUGAGGUUCAAACCUAAGAGAGAGCUGAUUUUUGCCCAACUUUUUGUUGAAUAAACUGCCAUUCAUUGAACUGUUCCAGAUGGCCUGAUCGUAUUACACUUCUGAGAGGAAACCACGAAAGUAGGCAGAUUACUCAGGUGUAUGGCUUUUAUGGUAAGUUUGAAGCAUGUCACUAGUCUUUCAUUUAAACUGGGAUUUUUUUCCCAGUUUUAGUACAAAAAAGUGCUAUAUUUUAAUACUCAUGAUGUUGUUCUCAACAUGAAAAAUGAUUCAUGAGAAAGAUCAAUAAUUUGAAGAAACAAACUCUUGUAUUUUUAAAGAAAGAGCUGAAUGAACCUUAAGUGGUCCAGAUACAUUUGAUGUCUUUUUAUUUUGUUUUUCAGAGGUGGUUUUGUUUUUAAGUGGUCCAGAUACAUUCAAUGUCUUUUUAUUUUGUUUUUCAGAUGAAUGUCAGUCCAAGUAUGGAAAUGCCAAUGCCUGGAGAUAUUGCUGUAAAGUGUUUGAUCUCCUCACUGUGGCUGCUGUACGUUUGUGUCACAGUCAUUACAUAAUUAUCCAGUGUUUUUUAAGAACAAAUGUUGUUACAUACAAUUACCUAAAAAUUAUUUACCAAUUGAAUGUGGAGGUGAAUAAUUGUGUUAGUACAUAUCAUGAAGGAACCAAAAAUUAGUAGAGUUCUGUCAAUAUUCCGAAAACUGGUUGGAAAGUAAGCUCUUGACUUGUGAUAUUGUCUCCUUGGCUACUUAGAGGUGAAUACUGUACUUUUUUUAUCACCUCUGAAAAAGCCAAUCAGCAUGUCAAAAAAGCAAUAUUUACCUGUGUGGAAUAUACUAAAUGUCUUAAUCACCUAAUUAAUCAUGGGAAGUUAACUUAAUCACCUAAUUAACUAUGGGAAGUUUGCACAUCUGACUGCUUGUUCAUACAGAGAAAAGAAGCUUGGAGAUUCCCUGUAUUUGUUUUGUAAUAUAAUGACUUUCUACUAAGUAUUUAUAAUAGAGUCAAUUUUCCAACAGGUUAUUGAUGGAUCAAUUUUGUGUGUCCAUGGUGGGUUAUCACCAGAUAUUCGGACUCUUGAUCAGGUAAGUAUGUGAACACAGAAAUUUUUCUUUGUGAUUUACUACAUAUUCCCACUGUUGUUGUCACUGUUGCAUUUACUGUAAGUUGAUAAACAUUAUCUAGGUUCAAAGUGAGGAGUAUUGAUUAACUCUAUUGUCAUUGUCACUUAUUUACAGGUACGGACUAUAGAUCGUAACAUGGAAAUCCCACACAAAGGAGCUUUUUGUGAUAUCCUUUUGCAUGAUAUUAAGUUACAGGGAUGUUAAAGACUCUGUUUUGAUUAAACAUGGAACCACAUGUAUGGAACAACUUUUCAUUAAGGAAAAGAGAAAAACAUUUUCCUUCUAUGAUUUUAAGCUCCUUGUUCCGCACAUACAUAGCUUAAUAAAGCUAAUACCUUUAUAACACAAUUGACAUUAUAUCACAAUUGAUGAAUGGUUAAGAAAUUCAAAUUACACCAUGGAAAAAUCAAACUACAGAAGGAAUGCAUGGUAAUACCUGUAGAAAUGUGUUGUUUGAAAAAGUUCCAAUGAUUAAAGAGUAGACCCUGACAGCAGUCAUAGCAGAACAAUUAAUGUAAUAUCCCAAAAAUGAUGAAAAUCACCUUGAAGAUUAGAGGGAGACUUACACCUCAUACAAGCCUAGAAGAGAGCAUGUACUUCAACAAACUAAAAUACAUCCUACACACUACAAAAUAUUUCUCUACUGUUGAACAAAGUAAGGUCCUUUAGUUCCAUGCAGAGACACAGUGAGAGCACUUAAGAAUAUCAACAUUUAAAUUAAUAUACUUACUUUUGCCCUGUUUUGUUAUGCAGAAAUUACAUGUAAACAUUAUCAGCAACAACCGAUUUUAACUUAACGGUAAUUUUCUUGUAGUUGACUUGGUAUUAUUUGCCCAUUGUUCUGACUCAUAAAUUGAGGAAUAUGAAAAAUACAAGGGUUCCCUGUUAGGAAUACCAGUCUUCUUUGAUUAGGAUUACCCUUAGUAGAAGACCAGCCAGGAAGAGAAUAGAAAAUAACUUACCUGACCAGUAGGUAUGGGUCUCUUGGAUCACCAGACAAUGUCUGAAAUAUGAGGAGCUUUCUGUUAAAAUCACAGGCUAAGGAACUUGUUAUAAAAGUAGUUCUUUUAGUUCUUUGUACAGUGUUACUCUCUUUGACAUUAUGUACAUCUGGUGUGGUCUGAUCCAGAAGAUGUUGAUACUUGGGCUAUAAGUCCUAGAGGUGCAGGAUGGCUGUUUGGGGCUAAAGUCACUAAUGAGGUUACUGUUUUGAAAAGUAUAACUAUAUUUUAGAGCUUUAGUUUAAGAUUUUCCUUUGCUUGAAAUUUUCCAAUCUAGUUUAAGUUAAGCUUGCUUUGUUUUAAUUUAUGAUCAUGCAACAACUACUGUAACAACACAGCAAAAAACAAAAAGCCCAAAUUUGUUUGAGACUCUUUGAGCCAAUUUUAAUGUCAUUUUUGAAGGACCCUUUUUUAAACCAGGGUACACUAGAAAUGUCUGUUGCGCUGAAUUUUCCUUGUUUGGCCAAAAUUUUCAUAUUCUUUUUUGCAUGUGAAAAAAUAAUCACAAAAAAUUCUUCCCUAUUAGUUUCUCUUAAUUUUGGUAUAAUUUGUUCAAGAAAGAAAGAAGAUCGGUGAGGAAACUUGGAUCAGGCUCCACAUCAUUGACACAACAAUUAUUGUAACAGACAUGUGGGCCCCUUUAAGUUUGAGGUUGUGGGAAUGUUUGGGCAGAAAUGAUUGGUGUAUUGCAUAAAAUCAUGUAAAAUGUGUAGUUGAAUAGACAAUUUCAUUUUCAUUUUUCCAGUUUGUACACAUCAACAGCUUGAAGCUGAUAUGCCGUGCUCACCAGUUAGUCCAUGAAGGAUACAAGUACAUGUUCGAUGAGACAUUAGUCACUGUUUGGUCAGCUCCAAACUACUGUUACCGUUGUGGAAACAUUGCAUCAAUAUUGGCCUUCUCUGAUCCUGAUACGAGAGAUCCCAAGCUGUUUAAAGCAGUACCAGACUGUGAGAGGAUUAUACCUCCCAGAACCACAACUCCUUACUUUCUGUAAACAAGGAGAAGUAAAACAAGAUUUAAUGUUUUCCCAUCAUUAAAGUCAAAAGCAUGCUUUGUAAAUAGUCCAAUUGGGUAAAGACCUUCCAAUUUGACAUAAGGCACUGGAAACUUGAAUAGUCCUCUUGAAAAGUCAUGAUCAUUUUGGCCAUUGCUGGACAAGUGGAGAUCUCAGAGAAAUGGUUGUGACAGCAUUUUAAGAGGGUUUUGUAUCAUAUGCAUAUUAACAUGGCAUUUUAAGCUUGUGUGGCUGUUUCUCUGAAAGCUUCAAAUUGUCUUUGUAAAUAUCUUUUGUGAGCUAGCUGUGUAUUGUAUACAUUGUUGAAGAGAUACUUUUUCAAUGUGAAUUGCCAGCAGUUUUCAUUAGAGGUGUAUAAUCACAUUAUUAUCCACCCACUGUAGUUAACAGUUAAAUUUUAAGUUAGAGUCACAGAUAGUAUUUCACUCAUCCUAAGCAUGUUUUUCAGAGUUAAAACUAGUUGAUGUACCGAAUUGAAAUUUGGCAUCCAAUUUGAAUUGCCACUGUUUUGGACUGACUAACCUCUCACACAUGUGAUAAUCCUUUUGUGUUUCCAUAAUUCAGUGUGCAUGUUUCUGAGAAAACAUUUAAAUUGGUAACAUGACCUUUUGAGAUACGCUGUAUUAUUUCACUUGCUUCUUUCAAUAUUGCCUCUAUCAAAUGUAGGCA
Messenger RNA from Pocillopora meandrina, 6465 nucleotides. The record is from the annotation of a GenBank genome assembly. NCBI's taxonomy places the organism in Eukaryota, Metazoa, Cnidaria, Anthozoa, Scleractinia, Pocilloporidae.